This is a messenger RNA of Staurois parvus, 368 nucleotides long. NCBI's taxonomy places the organism in Eukaryota, Metazoa, Chordata, Amphibia, Anura, Ranidae. The record is from the annotation of a GenBank genome assembly.
CAUUCACGGCCUUGGCUGUCAAUCAUCGGGUCCCGGCUGUUUGUUUCUCACCAACACCCAGUGAUCUCUGAGUAUCUCCGACGGGGGAGAGACCUGUGGAUAAACAACAUAGAUAUCUCCCCUUUCAACUCCUGCACACUGUUUUGUAUGGCUCUGCAUAGCAGAGCCAGUGAAACACACACACAGCACACAGCCUCAUCGUAAAACAGCAUACAGUUAACCCUUUGAUCUCCCCACAUGUUAACCCCUUCCUGCCCAGUGCCGUUAGUACAGUGUCAGUGAUAUUUUUAGCACUGAUCACUGUAUUGGUGUCACUGGGGAUGUCAGUUCCCUCCAGUGUCACAAUGCUCGCCGCAGUCCAGCAGUCC